CCAACCCUACCCUAGGGUUUCAGAAUCUCACUUGCUCCUCUGCCGUCUCGAAAAUGCCUAAGCAAAUUCAUGAGAUUAAGGAUUUCCUUCUUACGGCAAGAAGAAAGGAUGCACGGUCAGUGAAAAUCAAGAGGAGCAAGGAUGUUGUCAAGUUCAAAGUUCGGUGCUCAAAGUACCUCUACACUUUAUGUGUCUUUGAUGCCGAGAAGGCCAAUAAGUUGAAGCAAUCUCUUCCUCCAGGCUUGAGCGUGCAGGAUCUUUAGAUGUAAUCUUUCUGUGGUCAGCUGGUAUUCAAGUUUUGGCUUACUAAAAUUGCAAUUUUUUUCUUUUCUGAAUGUUAUUCUAUCGUUAGUUUACGGCUUUGUAUGGAUAUGUUACCAUUUUGGUUAUAAGACUUGUUGGUACGAGUUGAUGUGAAAUUUGCAUUGUUCUUAAACAAGGUUUGAUGGAUAGUUUACAUGGA
Molecule: messenger RNA, 463 nt
Organism: Cynara cardunculus var. scolymus (artichoke)
Lineage: Eukaryota; Viridiplantae; Streptophyta; Magnoliopsida; Asterales; Asteraceae
Product: 60S ribosomal protein L38-like
Exons: 3
Coding region: 54-263 (69 amino acids)
Biological process (GO): protein-RNA complex assembly; translation
Cellular component (GO): cytosolic large ribosomal subunit; ribosome
Molecular function (GO): structural constituent of ribosome
Source: RefSeq, a predicted model, not a curated record